Messenger RNA from Chaetura pelagica (chimney swift), 2112 nucleotides. It is a transcript of the gene CLIP4, whose product is annotated as CAP-GLY domain containing linker protein family, member 4. Gene Ontology annotation, molecular function: microtubule plus-end binding. Lineage: Eukaryota; Metazoa; Chordata; Aves; Apodiformes; Apodidae. Bases 1 to 2112 code for a protein of 703 amino acids. Gene Ontology annotation, biological process: cytoplasmic microtubule organization. The transcript is spliced from 16 exons. Gene Ontology annotation, cellular component: cytoplasm; nucleus; microtubule plus-end. The record is from RefSeq and is a predicted model, not a curated record.
AUGACCAUAGAGGAUCUGCCAGAACCUUCCUUAGAAGGAGAUUCCCUCAUUGAAAGAGAUCGGUUCUUAUUCUCAAGCUCUGAAACAUCUGUUACUUUUUCUGUUGCUGCAGCACCAAUGCCUUCAGAUUGUGAGUUUUCCUUCUUUGAUCCCAAUGAUGCAGCAUGCCAAGAAAUACUUUUCAACCCCGAAACAUCAGUUUCUGAGUUACAGAUGGGGAAGCAUAGUAAAGAUUCUUCCUACUGUAGGUUAAAUGGGGGGUUUCUUAUUGGGGAGGGAAGGAUCAUUAAAAAGGGUUGCAAUGUGAAUGACAGAGAUGGACUGACUGAUAUGACUCUCUUGCAUUACACUUGCAAAUCAGGUGCUCAUGGUAUUGGUGAUGUUGAAACUGCUGUAAAAUUUGCAAAGCAGCUGAUUGAUUUGGGUGCUGAUAGCAGUUUACGCAGCCGCUGGACAAAUAUGAAUGCCUUGCAUUAUGCUGCCUACUUUGAUGUUCCAGAACUUAUUAGUGUUAUUUUGAAAAAUGCAAAGCCAAAAGAUGUGGAUGCCACCUGUAGUGAUUUUGAUUUUGGAACAGCUUUGCAUAUUGCUGCAUUCAACCUAUGUACAGGAGCUGUCAAGUGUUUACUGGAACAUGGAGCAAAUCCUGCCUUUAGGAAUGACAAAGGCCAGAUUCCAGCAGAUGUGGUUCCUGAUCCAGUAGAUAUGCCACUAGAAAUGGCAGAUGCAGCAGCCAGUGCGAAAGAAAUCAAGCAGAUGUUGGUGGAUGCAGUGCCUCUUUCAUGUGACAUCUCAAAAGCCAUGAUCCCAAACUAUGAUCAUGUUACAGGCAAGGCCAUGCUUUUGUCACUUGGCCUGAAACUGGGAGACCGUGUUGUUAUUGCAGGACACAAGGUUGGUACAUUAAGAUUUUGUGGCACUACAGAAUUUGCCAGUGGCCAGUGGGCUGGCAUAGAGCUAGAUGAACCAGAAGGAAAGAACAAUGGAAGUGUUGGAAAAGUGCAGUACUUCAAGUGCGCACCAAAACACGGUAUCUUUGCACCUCUUUCUAAAAUAAGCAAGGCUCCUAGUCACAAAAAAAGCUCUGGACGAAGUUCUUCCAUGUGGUCUUCAUCAUCGGUCAAAUCCAAGAAAUUAGAUGUGACACACAUAACUUCCAAAGUGAGUUCUGGCCUAAAUAUGGCAAAAAAAGAUAGUGCCUCUGAAACCAACUAUAUGGCUGAUAAAAGGGGAAAAACUGGACCUGCCAAAGAUGGUUUUCCUGUGUACAGCAGCUCUUCCUCUUCUACUACUUCCUUGGAAGGCAAACAGAAUUACUGCAAGAAGCAGAACUCCACUAACAGCAAUAAAAAGGCAGUGACUAGAGUGUCUGUCGCCUCAUCUAGAAUUAGUGCCGGGUUGCAUAGUUCUCCAUCCACAAAGAAAAAUCCUUUUAAUGAAGGAGAAAUUCAAAUUGGAGACAGAGUGCUGGUGGUAGGGCAGAGAACAGGCACUGUUAGAUUUUUUGGGACAACAAAAUUUGCACCAGGAUUCUGGUGUGGAAUUGAAUUGGACAAGGCUCACGGGAAGAAUGAUGGUUCUGUGGGAGGUGUGCAGUACUUCGUUUGUCUUCCCAGACAUGGUAUAUUUGCACCACCAUCUCGUGUACAGAGACUAACAGGUUCUCUGGAUUCUCUCACAGACAUUUCAUCGAGUAAAAUAAAUCACACUCUUCCAGGUUUUCAGCGCAGUCUGAGCACCACUUCUGCAUCAUCACAAAAGGAGAUAAACAGAAGAAAAUCCUUUGUUAGAUCCAAGAGCUCUGUGUUACAGCGCAGCUGGAGUAAUACAACUGCAGCUAGCACUGAGGGGCCAGUGAAGCUGCAUGAAGGCUCUCAGGUUCUUCUGACCAGCUCAAAUGAAAUGGGGACAAUCAGGUACAUCGGUCCUGCAGACUUUGCACCAGGAAUAUGGCUGGGACUUGAACUCAGAAGUGCCAAAGGAAAGAAUGAUGGCUCUGUGGGGGAAAAGCGCUAUUUCACCUGUAAGCCGAACCACGGGGUCUUGGUUCGACCCAGCAGAGUGACCUAUCGUGGGAUUAAUGGGAUAAAGCUUGUGGAUGAUAUUUGCUGA